AUGAACGUCCUGCGCGGGCAGGUGGGUGGAGAGAUCAGCGUGGAGAUGGACGCGGCUCCUGGCAUCGACCUCACCAAGAUCCUGGCUGAGAUGCGGGAGCAGUACGAGAGCCUGGCGGACAAGAACCGCCGCGACGCCGAGCAGUGGUUCUUCAGCAAGACGGAGGAGCUGAACCGGGAGGUGGCCAUCAACACGGAGCAGCUCCAGAGCGGCAAGUCGGAGAUCACCGAGCUGCGCCGCACCAUCCAGAGCCUGGAGAUCGACCUGCAGUCCCAGCUCAGCACGAAAGCAGCGCUGGAGGGCACCUUGGCCGACACAGAAGCCCGCUAUGGCACCCAGCUGGCCCAGCUGCAGGUGCUG
Molecule: messenger RNA, 360 nt
Organism: Mesitornis unicolor (brown roatelo)
Lineage: Eukaryota; Metazoa; Chordata; Aves; Mesitornithiformes; Mesitornithidae
Product: keratin, type I cytoskeletal 14-like
Exons: 3
Cellular component (GO): keratin filament
Molecular function (GO): structural molecule activity
Source: RefSeq, a predicted model, not a curated record